CACAGAUAUGAAGUAAUUUGUAAUUUUUAGAUAAAAUUUUCACGUUUCUACUUUUUACACUUGUAUCAUUUAUAAUUAAUUAUAAGGAUUGCAAAAUUUCUUUCACAAAUGUGCCGAAAUUACCAUGACUACUAGACAUCGUCUAAAUAGAGAAGAAUUGAAUACAGGGCUAUACAAACUCCUUAAUAUUACAGGUACAAAGGAAUAUAGUAGAUAUUAUCAUAGACUUACUCCAAUAUAAUCUACUACUUUACAUUUAGACGAGCCUUAACGUUUGAUCAAAUCGAUACGAAAUAAAUGUAUUAUAUAUCCAUAUUGGCAUUCCUGGCAAUUGCACGUUUAUAGACGUAAAAGACAAGUGCAUGAUAAUCCUCUGUACACUCCCAAGGAACAAUGAACUCCCAUGAAUGACAAGUUUUAUUUACGCGUAAUUGGAUACAUCGAGAAACUUUGUAAAGUCGAUUUUCAUAUCAGAAAUGUUGCAGAAUAUAAUUACGAGUUUUCAGCCUUAACUUGUGAUCGACCACUGAGAAAUUGCAAUUUCGUUAGCGACUAUGUAACUACCGCAUGACGUCACGUUGGAGGCUGUUAGUGAUAUCUCUUAGACCUUUAGAUAGAGGCGAUUCACAGUCUCUAAAAAACUUCUACUACAAUCGGUUGCUGCAAUAUACCAUCCGCGUUAGUUAAAAAGAUGUUCGGAACGAAAACUGGAAACGUGGAUAACUUUCAGGAACGUGCGGACAUUUCCAACGCGUUCGAAUUAUCUUACUACGAAACGCUUGGACAUUACCUAACUCAUGUUGGGGUACAUCCAUUUCAAGAUGAAAAAGAGAGCGUUGUACGAUUGACUCUGCUAGUAACGUUCUGGAUUACCGGUAUCACUCCGAUGUAUAUAACAAUUUGGGAAACCAUACGUAAAAAGGACUACGAUAGGAUGUUUGAGGAUUCACCGCAAGCACUUACAGCACUCAUUAGUCUUGUAAAAUUGUUAAAUGUCUAUUCAAAUAGAUCACGCUUUCAGUACUUAUUCAAUUAUAUAAUACGGGGAAGAAAACUAAUGAAGACAGACAUCGAAAGGAGGGUGCUAAACGACAUCACUAAGAAUGGAACUGUGCUCGCGGAUAUUUACAGGAGAUGCUUGUUACUUGCUAUGACAUUGUUUAUCCUUCUGCCAUUGUUCAAUCCCAUUAUGGAUAUUUUAGCGCCAUUAAAUGAAACUCGGCCACGUCAACACUUGUUUCACGUCAAUUACGUGUUCAUGGAUGAGAUGGAACACUUUUUCUCCGUAUUCGUACAUUUAGGUGUUGUCGCAGUUGUGACCGUGUGGUUCAUAAUUAGUAUAGAUUCGUUAUAUAUUAUUAUCAUACAUCACGCUUGCGGAAUGUUCGCAGCAUGUGGGUACAUAGUUCAAAAUGUAACCGAAGAAAUCAAAGAUGAAAAAAAUUUCACGGGUACUUACGAAUUCGAAGAGUAUAACCGAUGUGUCAUCGUGCAUUACGAAGCCCUCCAGUUUUACGACGUCCUGAAUAGUUGUUGCCGAAACUCGUACUUGAUUCAAAUGGGAUUAAAUAUGGUAAUCGUCAGCACGACAGCAGUUCAGGGCUGUUAG
Ceratina calcarata is the source of this 1609-nucleotide messenger RNA. RefSeq lists its product as uncharacterized. Gene Ontology annotation, molecular function: olfactory receptor activity; odorant binding. Gene Ontology annotation, biological process: sensory perception of smell; detection of chemical stimulus involved in sensory perception of smell. The record is from RefSeq and is a predicted model, not a curated record. NCBI's taxonomy places the organism in Eukaryota, Metazoa, Arthropoda, Insecta, Hymenoptera, Apidae. The coding region runs from base 692 to 1609 and encodes 305 amino acids. Gene Ontology annotation, cellular component: plasma membrane. The transcript has 9 exons.